Westerdykella ornata is the source of this 1130-nucleotide messenger RNA. RefSeq names its product RBP11-like subunits of RNA polymerase. The transcript has 2 exons. Gene Ontology annotation, cellular component: RNA polymerase II, core complex. Gene Ontology annotation, molecular function: protein dimerization activity. Lineage: Eukaryota; Fungi; Ascomycota; Dothideomycetes; Pleosporales; Sporormiaceae. Gene Ontology annotation, biological process: transcription by RNA polymerase II. Bases 430 to 837 code for a protein of 135 amino acids. The record is from RefSeq and is a predicted model, not a curated record.
UACACACCCCGUACAGAAUUUCCCGGACAUAGCGAACCGCGCUGUAAAGCUUCUACACCCCGCUGCGAUUUUCUCAUUACCCUACACUCGGAAGAUUGUUGGGAAGGAAACAGUGACGGAACAUGAACGCACCGGACAGGUAAGUGGAUCCGAACCAUACCUUCACGGAGCGGAGGGGUAGUCCUGGUAGCCGGGUGUGGAAGCGGCGAACUUGACCCGCCAGAGGAUUCUACAACAUCGAGACGAUUGUGAGGUAGACUGGCAUGACACCUCCGGAACACGCGAAGCUCUAUCAGGCUACUGGUGCCUGCGAAGGGGAUUGCUGUUGUACACUUUGCGAUCCACGUCCACUGGAAGGAAGAACGAGCUCGAGACCGUUGAAUGCCUCCUACGGUAUCCAGCUACUAGGACUGCUCGCCUUUUCUCGACAUGACACGCCUUACUGACGACGUUCCACAUAGGCACGAGAGCUUUUUGCGCGACUACGGGGAGAAAAUUGUCGAAGUGCAGGAUGAGACUCGCACCCCGAAUACGUCCCUUUUCACCUUCAACAAAGAAGACCACACCCUCGGCAACCUAAUCUCACAGCGCCUCCACAAAUACCCCUUCAUCCUCUUCUCCGCAUACAAAGUUCCGCAUCCGCUGUUCUCGUCGUUCGAGCUAAGGGUCCAGACGGAUGGGAGUAUUACACCCAAGGAGGCCGUGUUGAGGUGCUGUCAGGAGAUUGUGGAAGACUUGCAUAAGCUGAAGGGCAAGUUUAAUACGGAGUGGGCGAUUCACUUGGCGAAGCAACAGGUUGAUGAGGAGAGGAGGGGUAGGGAGAGGGAGCAGUUUUAGGGGGGUGGGUACAGUGAUUCAAGGGCAUAGAUCUCUAUGGAACUGCCGCGUCUGGUGGAUAUCUGACUAGUUUUGGCGGGAGUUUUGGCGUCUCGACGACUGAUGUAUGGUCCGUCACGAUGGAUUAGACGGUUAAGAGUAUGGUCGGAGCAUUGGCGUUUCGGAAACUCGGCUUUUCUUGGUAGAUUGAACUUGGCCGUCAAGAUCUCGUGGCAAAUAAUGCAUAGUCCAAGCCUGCGCUGAUGAUGCUGUUGUUUGGCUUAAUGAUAAGAUGUGCAUCGCCAUUCUUCGUC